Apis florea (little honeybee) is the source of this 2040-nucleotide messenger RNA. Its product is annotated as actin maturation protease. The record is from RefSeq and is a predicted model, not a curated record. NCBI's taxonomy places the organism in Eukaryota, Metazoa, Arthropoda, Insecta, Hymenoptera, Apidae.
AGUAUAAAGUAUGGUCUCAUGCGAUACAUACCGAAAUCCCCGCACCUGUUUCAGUCGGUGUUGAAGUAAAAAGAGAUAAACAAUAUAUUUCCCGAGGCUAGGGUUCUUGCAAACAAUGCACUUGCCCAAACUGGUGAAUCAUCUUUAGAACUGCAGCAUCAACGAGAAAUUUCUUAUCAGACUGUAUAUCGUGAUAGAAGUCUACGAAUAAGGCACAGUGCGCUAUGCCAACCUGAGAUCUUUUUCAUAGAGGAUUUAAUUUGCAGUCGUAUCGAGAGAGUAAUUGUUAUUCGUUCGAGAAUUGUCGUGCAUUCGAAUGUACUCUGAAUAUCAUCACGUCAACGCACUUAAGUGUUAAUUCUAAUUUUUACUAAAGAAUUACAUAAUGUAUGUGCAUGAGUCACAGGGUGAAUAGGGGGGACGUGCAAACGUCAAAAUCGUGCUGCAGCGAUUUUCUUGCAGUUUAGCUUGGAUUUGGGCAAGAACCUAUAAUAAGGUUGCGAUGAAUAAGAAGCAUUAUGCAAGUUUCCAGUGAGCAGGGAGAAUAUUAUUAAGAAAUGGCAAUAACCAAAUUGAAAAUACUAAAGUGUAGGUGCAUGAUUUUAUAGCUGUGGAAACUACCAUCGUCUUAUUUAUAACUUACAACCAGCACCACCUCCACCUCUCUCAAGUUUGCCAGAGGCACCUAUGUGUGAAAAAACUGAAGUGAGUGAUGCAGAUUCUCUGCCUCCUUGGGCUAAAAUUACCCUUACAUCUGCCGAGGCAGAAAUUGAAAAGCUGAUAGCUCGAAAUGAGUUAAAAGAUGCAGAAGUCACAUAUUUUUGUCAAGUUGAACCCAUUUUGCAAGAUGGACCACAAUGUGGUUUAGUUGCACUUGCUAUGGCAUCGCAAGAAUACACAAAGCCAGUUUCAGUGAGUCAACUUUUAGCUGAAGCUCGUGUAAGAGGCUUCACUCAACAUGGAGAAGUGUACAGCGUUGAUUUCAUGGGUACACUUGCAGCUGAAUAUUUACCUGAUCAUAGACCAGAUAUUUUAGUAGAUUUACAGCAAUGUCCAGAUACAUUGACACAUGCUUUAGCUCAUGGUGCAAUGGUAUUAAUUCCAUAUGAUUCUGAUUUCAAUCAUGCUCCAUGUUUAAAAAGAGGUCAUAAAGCUCAUUGGGCACUACUUGUGGGUCUAAUUUCAUCAAGACAAGGAUAUCAUGUCUUAGCACGUCACGGAAAAUCACGUCAUUUAGCUUGUUGGCCUUUGCGUGAUUUAAUUGAAAGCAAUGGUAAUUUAGAAGAGGAAGGAACAGCUAGACAUGCUGGGGGAUAUGUAAUACCAAAAGGAGGAGUCGGAGGUCAGAGAGGUUUACGCGGUAGGGCACUGGCGUUGCAUCCAUACAUAUAAGAUCAUGUACAAGAAUUGUAGGUAAUUAAUAUCACAGCGAAAGACAGAAAUUACUAUUAUAAUAUUACCGUAUCCACGUUACAGUAUAUGGUAAAUAUUCAAAGGCAUAACGUUUGCACAGCUGCUAUGAAAUUUAAUUAUUUGUAAAAUCGUGAUGCUUUUAAGUAACAUAUGUUUCAACUUGCGAUGCAUUUUCGGUCAACAUUCGACGAGGAAUAAUAAAAUCCUCAAAUUCGGCAUUAGGUGUAAAAUGGGCGAUAUAUCAUUCGUUGACACAGUGUAAAUAAUGAUUUAUUAUGUAUGUUUGAUUUAUAUGCACUUGAAUGGUAUGAAAGAUUUUUCUUUCGUUAUUUUGACGUAUCGAGCUUUUCCUGUGGUACUAUAUGUGCUGAGCGUAAAUUGAGAAAAAAACGAGCAUGUACACGUGCAUGAAAGAAACAAACGUGAAAAAGAAAAGUCGAUAAAGAAUAUUUGCAUAAAAUAAAUAUCUACGUGUAUUAGCUAGGAUUUAUCAGAAUCGUAAUACUAGCCAGAACAAAAAGAUCUAAGUAAUAUUUAUUUAGCGAAAAAACCAUAGAUUUUCAAUUAAUAAUUAUGAAUCUUUGUUUUAUGUUAACAUUGUGAAUAAAGACUAAAUCUGUAGCAAGA